Molecule: messenger RNA, 1729 nt
Organism: Bombus pyrosoma
Lineage: Eukaryota; Metazoa; Arthropoda; Insecta; Hymenoptera; Apidae
Product: trafficking protein particle complex subunit 12
Exons: 1
Coding region: 35-1606 (523 amino acids)
Cellular component (GO): TRAPP complex; Golgi apparatus
Molecular function (GO): protein binding
Source: RefSeq, a predicted model, not a curated record
AUUUUCAAGUGAAAACAAAAUAGUUAGGCGUAGAAUGGCCGAAGAAAAUGAGACUUCACAGCAGAAAUGCGAGACUACUGAAGAGGUUACGAAAGAAAUGGAGACAGAUAUCAGCCGCUAUUUUGAAAAUGCAUCUCGUACGAUCUUCGAUGAGAUCGUUUCGCCUAAAAAGGAAGAUUUCUUCGACGUGCAAAGAGGUUCUGGGAGUCGAAUCCCGGAUUUUGAAUUACUGACAGAUCAAUCGAACGAAUUUUUAAAGAGUAGUUCAUUGCUUGGUAACGAACGACUCGAUCAUAGUGGCACGAACGAUGUACACAGAGAUGCGUGGAUACCUUCUGAAGAGACAAGGAAAAUCUUACGAAACGUAGCCACGUCGACUGCUGGGACUAGUUUCCUGGAUAGAGAGAACUUAACGAUGCCAGGACUUGCAGUUCAAGGGGACAUGCCCAAUUUGAUAAAGAAUACUGUUGUAAGAUUCCUAGGUGAAGAUGAAAAUAUACAGAGGCAUGUGCUCACUGCUUCUGACGUAACUCAAGACGAACGUGGCUUAAGGACAUUAAUACAAGCUGGUUGUUACAAAGCUGCAAUAAAUUUAUCGGGAAGAUUAUUAGCGGUAUAUGCUCAAGGAUAUGGCAAGAUAAAUCAACCUAGUAAACAUUCUCCUCAUUCUUUGCAACUGUGGUACACGAGGCUAGCUCUUUUAACCAAGCUCAGGCAAAUUGAUAUUUUAGAGAAUGAGUCAAAGCCAUUUGGUAAUCUGGAUAAACCAGACAUGUAUUUUACAUUUUAUCCAGAACUGUAUGGUACCAGGCCAGGUUCUAUGGCUUCCUUUUCCUUUAGACUACUUUUAGCUGAGAUUCCAAUGUAUUGUGCAAAACCAAAACAAGCAUUGGAUAAUCUUUAUAAGAUUCUAGCAAUUGUGAACCAAAUUAUAAUCAAUUUUAGCAAUGGAUUUAAUGGAGAUGGAUCUCGUGUUAAGAUUAACCCUGCAGAACAAGAAGAUGCUAUAAGAUUGUGGAAAGGCAGAAGAUCCAGGACUUUUAUAUCUAUUAUUAACUGUGCUGUUAGCAUGAAAAAUUAUGUAUUGGGUAUAGAUAUUUUAGGAAGACUUUGUGAAUCUGCAGAUUGGUCACCUGAACAAAUGGAUGCAUUGAGAUCUAGUAUAGGUAGAUUGCAUCUAUUUUUGGGAGAUGUUUCGGCAGCAGAAAAAUUUUUAAUCAAUCUGCAUAAAAAAGAGAGUGGUCUUACUGUUCGAGAGUUAACAGACAGAGGAUUAAUGGCAGUAGCCCACAAUUCUUUUCAAGAAGCAUACAAGUGUUUCCAAGCAGCAGAAGCAUUGGAUCCAUCAAACAUAGCAUUAAUUAAUAAUAUGGCUGUUUGUCUUUUAUAUACAGGCCAGUUAAAAGCAGCAGUGCAUUUAUAUGAAAGUAUGAUAACAAGAAACCCUGUAAAAAGUUUACAAGAACCUAUACUGUUGAAUAUAUGUACAUCAUAUGAAUUGCAUACAACUCAUUGUAAACAACCAAAGUUACAUUUACUGAGUCAAUUGAACAGGUAUAAAGGAGAUGCUGUAGAUAUACAGUGCCUGAAACUCCCUUUAAAUUGAGAUCUUUCCGUUCGUCCAUGUACAGUAUAUGAUAGAGCGAGGAUGAAAUUUUAAACCUGUUAUGAACAUGGUUGCGCCGAGUAAUGUAUAAAUUUUAACAAUAAAAAUCACUUUUUUAAAAGA